AUGGCCGGCGGGGGGCCCGCCACGCUGGCGCUGGCCCUGGCGCUCCUGGAGGUGGCCCUGCCGGGGGCUGGGGCCCAGGGCGCGGCCCUGGAGGACCCCGGCGGCCACUCGGUGCAGGAGCCCUGGAGCCAGGAGCCCUACUAUGUGCACGGGGAGCCCGAGGCCCAGCCCCAGCCCCUCUCCCCGCGGCCGCCCGCGGGCACCCAGGAGGAGGCGCGGGAGCUGCACCCACCCGCACCCAGGCCCCCCAAGAGGGCGCCCAAGGCCAGGAAGACGCCCCUGAGGGAGAAGCCGGCUCCGGAGACAGAGCCCCCGGCUCCGGGUAAAAAUAGCAACAGAAGAGGCGCGAGAACCAAGAGCUUGGAGAAGGCUGCCAGCGACGAGCACAGCCCCCCCAGGGCCCCGGGGGAGGCCGGGGCAGGGUGCCCGCCCCUCGGCCUGGAGAGCCUAAAAGUCACGGACUUCCAGCUCCACGCGUCCACUGCCAAGCGCUACGGCCUGGGGGCCCACCGCGGCCGGCUCAACAUCCAGGCAGGUGUCAGCGAGAACGACUUCUACGACGGGGCCUGGUGCGCCGGCAGGAACGACGCCCACCAGUGGAUCGAGGUGGACGCGCGGCGGCUGACGCGGUUCACGGGCGUCAUCACGCAGGGGAGGAACUCGCUGUGGCUGAGUGACUGGGUGACCUCCUACAAGGUCAUGGUGAGCAACGACAGCCACGCGUGGGUCACGGUGAAGAACGGGUCAGGGGACAUGGUGUUUGAGGGGAACAGCGAGAAGGAGGUGCCCGUCCUGAACGAGCUGCCGGUGCCCAUGGUGGCCCGCUACCUGCGUGUGAACCCGCAGUCCUGGUUCCCGGACGGCAGCGUCUGCCUGCGGCUGGAGGUCCUCGGCUGCCCGCUGCCCGAUCCCAACAACUACUACCACCGGCGCAACGAGAUGACCACCACGGACGACCUGGACUUCCGGCACCACAGCCACAGGGAGCUGCGCCAGCUGAUGAAGGUGGUGAGCGAGAUGUGCCCCAACAUCACCCGCGUCUACAACAUCGGCAAGAGCCAGCGGGGCCUGAAGCUGUACGCCGUGGAGGUCUCCGACCGGCCCGGCGAGCACGAAGUCGGGGAGCCCGAGUUCCACUACAUGGCGGGCGCCCAUGGCAACGAGGUGCUGGGCCGCGAGCUGCUGCUGCUGCUGGUGCAGUUCCUGUGCCAGGAGUACCUGGCCGGCAACGCCCGCAUCGUCCGCCUGGUGGAGGAGACCCGCAUCCACAUCCUGCCCUCCCUCAACCCCGACGGCUACGAGGAGGCCUCGGAGGGGGGCUCGGAGCUGGGCGGCUGGUCCCUGGGGCGCUGGACCCACGACGGCAUUGACAUCAACAACAACUUCCCCGACUUGAACUCGCUGCUCUGGGAGGCCGAGGCCCGGCAGCGCGGCCCGAGGCCCGUGCCCAACCACCACAUCCCCGUCCCCGAGUGGUUCCUGUCGGAGAACGCCACGGUGGCGGCGGAGACGCGGGCCGUCAUCGCCUGGAUGGAGAAGGUGCCCUUCGUGCUGGGCGGCAACCUGCAGGGCGGCGAGCUGGUGGUGGCCUACCCCUACGACAUGGCGCGGUCCCCCUGGAGGGCCCAGGAGCGCUCGCCCACGCCCGACGACCACGUGUUCCGCUGGCUGGCCUACUCCUACGCCUCCACGCACCGCCUCCUCACGGACGCCCGCCGGCGCGCCUGCCACACCGAGGACUUCCAGAAGGAGGACGGCACCGUCAACGGGGCCUCCUGGCACACCGUGGCCGGAAGUCUCAACGACUUCAGCUACCUCCACACCAACUGCUUCGAGCUGUCCAUCUACGUGGGCUGCGACAAGUUCCCGCACGAGAGCGAGCUGCCCGAGGAGUGGGAGAACAACCGCGAGUCCCUGAUCGUGUUCAUGGAGCAGGUGCACCGCGGCAUCAAAGGCCUGGUGACGGACUCGCACGGGAAAGGCAUUCCGGACGCCAUCAUCUCCGUCGAAGGCAUCAACCACGACGUCCGCACAGCCAGCGACGGCGACUACUGGCGGCUGCUGAACCCCGGCGAGUACGUGGUCACGGCCCGGGCCGAGGGCUUCGCCGCCUCCACCCGGAGCUGCAUGGUCGGCUACGACAUGGGCGCCACGCGCUGCGACUUCGCGCUCAGCAAGACCAACCUGGCCCGCAUCCGCGAGAUCCUGCAGCAGCGGCGGCCCCCGCCCGGCGGCCUGCGCGCCCGCCCGCCCUGGCUCCGCGGCCGCAGGCGGCGGCAGCGCGCGUGA
Messenger RNA from Pipistrellus nathusii (Nathusius's pipistrelle), 2289 nucleotides. NCBI's taxonomy places the organism in Eukaryota, Metazoa, Chordata, Mammalia, Chiroptera, Vespertilionidae. The record is from the annotation of a GenBank genome assembly.